AUGGGUGAUCAAAUCUCUGUGCCUGAAGACUCGCCUCGGUCCUUUGAAGCCAACACGACGGCCAGCAGCUCCCCAAGCAACACUCAGCUUCCAGACUCAUCGUCGGUGCGAGUUCACUUUGCGGGUAAAGAGCUGGGGGUUAUCAGUUUACUCACAGGCACCCCGUUCCUCUUUCCCGAGGGACGGGAAUGGAUUAAAGCUCGCACCGGAGAGCACGUAGCUAUUGACAAACUUAGUCCAACUCGAGCACCUUGGGAUAAAGAACGCGGACAAAACUUCAACGCUGCCCUGAUGAACAUGAACGUGAACGCUUGCAAUCCCUAUGAACUUCCCGACUGGAGAACCGUGAAUUUAUACUUCCAGGCAUAUAGGAGCUCCAAGGUGAUGCGGCGCAUCUUUCCUGUGAUAGACCCAGAGCUAUUUGAGGAGACCCUCAAUACAGCUUAUAGUCAAUCGCAAUAUACCCUCAAAUAUGGCCAAGCUAGCGCCAGAGUUUGUGUCGUUGCAUUUCUUACCUUUGUUUCUCGCCUACCUCAUGUCAAGGACAUUGUCAACUCGGCUACUACUACUACAGUCAGUCCAAUCGACUACGAUAUGCUUGCCACCAAGGCACAGUUCUUUAUGCCUCAAGUAUUACAAGAGCCUGCCAGUCUGGAUGCAGCGCAGGCUAUUACCAUGUUGAUUCUCUUCGAGCUAUCUUGUGGAAACAUGCGGGCAACAAACUACUAUGCGGCAGUUGCCGCACGACUCAUUUUCAUGCUUGGUGGCAAUCUUUUUAGCGGUCACGGCAUCAUUUCGACGGAUGAGCGCAGCCAGCAAAAGCAUUCACAACUACGGAAUCUAUUCUGGAUUUGCUACACGCUUGAUAAAGACCUUGCCCUGCGUACGGGUCAGCCGCCUACUAUCACCGACGAAAACUGUGAGUUGACACUUCCACCGGGCUAUCUCGAUCGAGCAUUCUUGGACGUGGAAAACGAGGAGGCCCCAUGGUACGGUCCAGUAUUUCCAUUCGACUUGCGCCUGAGUCUGAUAAAAGCCCGAGCGCACCGAGAGCUAUAUUCAGUCAGCUGUCUCCAAAAAUCAGAUGCCGAGCUGCUCAAGUCAAUCCGGGAACUCGAUGACUCGCUAGAAGAAUGGCGGCUAUCGAUCCCUCCUAGAUGGCGUCCAACUAUGUCUUUUUCUUCCGAGACCUCCGAUCCACACAUGGGUAUGCACUCUGUCAUGCUGCGUCUGAACUAUCACUUAUGCAUGACCAUCAUCCAUCAAGCAAGUGGAAGAUGCAAGGCAUGGAUGCAAGGACAAAGUGGUAUGGUGGAUGGGGUGAGUUCCAGUAUGGCACUUUCCGUGGAGGCCAGUCGAUCAAGUCUAUGUUACCUCGAGGCGGCAGAGCAUGUGGUGGUUGACGGUGUUUUUUGGACUUUGAUCUUCUAUCCUAUGUCUGCACUGCUCACCAUCUUCUGCAGCAUACUCCAGAACCCACUGGACCCACAUUCGCGCGAAGACUUGGGCCGAUUGAAAGUCGCAACGGUCAUGAUUGAGCGAAUCUUUUCACGGAAACUGAAUGUAAAUGAGCUCGUGCACUUCAAAUUGGUCGCCGAUUUCAUUAUGGAAUUGAAGCGAUUGGCCGAGUGUGCCAUUGACAAGGCCUGGGCGGAGCAGCGCGCAGCCUCUAAUUGA
Molecule: messenger RNA, 1677 nt
Organism: Penicillium digitatum Pd1
Lineage: Eukaryota; Fungi; Ascomycota; Eurotiomycetes; Eurotiales; Aspergillaceae
Product: putative C6 transcription factor
Biological process (GO): regulation of DNA-templated transcription; DNA-templated transcription
Molecular function (GO): zinc ion binding; DNA binding; DNA-binding transcription factor activity, RNA polymerase II-specific
Source: RefSeq, a predicted model, not a curated record